CCUUUUGUGGUUCUAAAAUAUAGGUUUCCAAUUCCAGACUUGCGUCCCUUACAUGACAUGGACAGAGUCCCUUGGUGGCAGCGUAACCUUCGUAAAGAUCUAUUUAUAGCAGAACUCAGUGAAGCAACAUUGUCCACUACAAUUAGCUCUACAGAUCCUCAGGUCAAGUGGGAGCUGCAGUGUUUUGAUGCUCAUGGUCUUUUUCAGGAAAAUCCAACAGAGCCUCCCAUUUCCUUCCUCAGGGUUAGUGCAGAAUCAGGUGAAGGAAGUGUCAGAGACGAUGGAUUUGAUUGGCCAAGGCUUGUGAUUAAGGUUAGUCCCCUCCAGUCUGUGUCCGUACUAGAGACAGAAGUCCUUUCUGACAAGGAAGAACCAUACAACAGCAACUCCUUUGACUCUUUCAUCUGUCAAGUGGAUGUGGCAGAACCAUCUCCUUUUGCUUCACGACAGGUUGUUUAUGAGACAAAUCAUUACGAUCAUGGAGAAAACAAAGAAAAGCAAAGACAAGAGUCAGGGUCUGAGACUGAUCAGGUUAUUAUGCCUGCAGACAAAACCCAGCUUGCUGAUUUUGUUGAGAAGACUUUGAAUAAUACUCAGAUUUCUCUUGAAUUCUCACUUCCGACCAUCAGCCUUUUCUUUCCCAGCAAACAUUUCUAUGAAGUGUUGUAUAACAGAUUUAGCACUGACCUACUUCUUUGGGAACCAGUGGCGUCUCAGUCUGUUUGUCCCUCUGAACUUAACAUGGGCCAGCCUCAGUUCAUCACCACAGAUCUGACCACUCAACUAGCUAGGGAUAAUGGUGGAGGAUUGCAGACCUUCUCUAUGUGCAAAUCAGCUUUACACUAUGAUUCUAGUUCUGACUCCGAGGAAGGUACUGGAAUGUAUUACUCAGUGUACGAGCACAGGCAACGACAAAAACGCAAACAGUUAAAGGAACAAAAUUCCAAACAGAGAGGUCAAAGCUACCUGUGUCUUUCACUGAAUGUGAAUAAAGGCCUUAUCUCUUUUCAUUCACCUUUGAGGGAUACCAGUCAUAAUGUUGUUCCUGGUCAGCAGGGAGAGUUUCAGCUCCAUUCAGAAGAUGCUAUGUUAUUUGUUGUAUCUCGUUACCUUGGAGACCCAGAUGUAGGUUACUUGUGUGUACAGUCCAACAAAGCAACCUUGUUUCAUAAAGGAAUGUUACCAACCAGCUCUGAACGUGGGAAGUUGAAACCUGCACAGUUAGUGAUUCCCUCACACCUCUACUCUACAGUGUAUCGUUCAGAACCAGGUGUGCUUAUGUCACAGAACAGUGUUGUUGGUGUUGGCGGGGAUAGCUUGGACAUGAUGACUUUAUCAAUAGGAAUUAACUUAGAUGAAGCUCAGGCCAUAAAAACUUUGAAAGUGGCUUUGGGGAUCCAAGGAGCUACAUUACGUCACAGAAUGACAUCUACUCCAGAAAGUUGGCUGACUCAGUGCAUUGACUUCUUUGAUGUAGUUGACUACCCUGUUGCUGGUUAUGUGCCUCCAACUAUUGUUACAGAAUUACAUUUACAUUUAUGGAGCUGUGCUAUUGAUUACAGGCCACUGUACUUACCACUACGAGCAAUGGUAACAAUGGAGAACUUCAGCAUUUCCAGUAAUAUUGUUGCUCACACAACCACAUCAGUUUUGAGAAUCAUAGCUGAAGAAAUGUGUCUAUUUAUUUCUGACAAAGUUGAAACUGAUGCAGUAGAUCUCAAAAAGAAUUAUACUUGUGUGGUUGAAAGUGGAUUGUUUGACCUGUCUUUAAGAAUGACCGACGGAAUGGAUAUGCCUCAACCAAGACUAGACCUUCGAGCAUCAAACAACAUUGUUCACAUCAGAACCUGUGCAGAUUCGUGCCAAGCUCUUCAAAGUCUGCUCACAUACUUUGCUAGUGACGGUGAUCUUACUGAUGAUGUUUCCUCAUCAAGAUCUAGCGAGGUCCCAAUACUGUUUACCAAGCCUUCCACAGAAAGUCCUAAUAAUGUAACUAAAACCCAAGCUGAAAAAGUUCAUGAUUUGAUGGCAGAAGCAAUGGAAGAGUCCAGUGGCUCCAUCUGCAGUUCAGUAGGAGAAGAAUCUCCAACUAGUCCUGUAAGUAAUGACGGAACCAGAAGUAAGGGGAAAAAACUUGCAGAUUCUGGUACAGGAAUUGUGGUAGAUGUGAAUUUGGAUCAUUUUCAAGAUGAAACAGAAGCAGCUGAUGAUGAUAGGUGUGAAGAAGAGGAAGCCAAUGGUGCUGAUGAUGAAUUCUGUAUUUUAGAAAAUGAUCCAGGGAUUGGUAUCACGCCUAAAAGUGGAGAGCCUCAAGUACGAUGUUUAACAACUGAACCGGUUAAAUUGGUGGAGAGUCAUUUUUCUGUUCCCUUGGGUAAAAGUGAUCAACUGCGAGCUCCUAAACACUUUCCACCAGCAGUGUGGCGUUAUACACUGAGGGAAAUGUCAAUAGUGUGGCACAUGUAUGGAGGAAAGGACUUUGACUCUUCUAUUUCAGGAAAAGAAACAGCCAAGAAAACAAGUAGUCAAGAGAGCAUAGACCGGUUAUCUGACAAAGGUAAAGACCAGCCAGACUCACCUAUUACUUCCAGAAGCAGGGGACCAACUAUUCAUUUUCAUCCACAAGGAAUGGGUGUUUCAUUUAGUAAAUUUAGUGGAACUGAUUCUCCUACUUUGGAGACUUACUCUCAAACCUCUCCAAGACACACUCAUCAUUCUGCCAAAAGUUGGUUGACGGAUGGGGGGCCUGGUCGCCGUCACAAUGUCCACAUGGAACUUCGAAUGAAUAAAGUGCGUUUCCAAUAUGAAGUAUACCCUGAAAACUCUGAACAAGCUUCACGGCACGUGUUGUUAAUCCAUGAUGUUGAGAUCAGGGACCGUUUAGCUAGUUCACAAAUUAACAAAUUUUUGUAUCAAUACACGUCUGAGGCUAUGCCGAAACAGUCUCAUGCCAAUAUGGUAGAGAUUAAAGCAGUUCACAUUCGUCCAGAUCUAAAUCUCCAAACUGAAGAAUGUUCCUUAAGGGUGUCAAUUAAACCUCUUAGACUAAAUAUUGACCAGGAUGCUCUAUUGUUCCUUCAAAACUUUUUCUCUGAGAUUGCUGGAGUGUCUUCUAAGACUGGACAUUAUAGUACCUUGUCCAGGUAUCCUCUAUCAACCAGUGAUCAUCAGAGUCCAGUAAUGGGAAUGACUCCACCUGCUUCUUCUGGUCUUACUCCAACAGAACCAGACCAUCUUUUAAUUCUCCUUCAAGAGACAGCUGAAGAAGCCCAGGACUUGAUUCAAGAUGUUUAUGUCCAUGAAAACAAUUUAAUUUCUGCUUCAACUCCAGCCUCUGUACCUUCACGUCCUACAUUUUUCAGAUCUUUCAUUUUUACCCCUGAUGUUCCCAUUAGGCUCGACUAUCAUGGGAAGCGAGUUGAUAUGGAACAGGGUGCCCUAGCAGGACUGUUGAUGGGACUUGGACAACUUAAUUGUUCUGAACUGAGGUUAAAAAGGUUGUGCUAUAGACUAGGGUUGUUGGGAGUUGAUAAACUCUUAGCAUAUGCUUUGUCUGAAUGGUUAACAGACAUCAAGAAAAAUCAACUGCCCAGUCUUCUAGGUGGAGUAGGCCCAAUGCACUCCAUUGUGCAACUGUUUCAAGGUAUCAGAGACCUGUUCUGGCUUCCAGUGGAACAGUACAGACGAGAUGGUCGGAUUGUUCGAGGUAUACAGCGAGGAGCCAGUUCCUUUACAACAUCUACAGCAAUGGCUUGUUUGGAAUUGACAAGUCGAUUUGUAGAAACAAUUCAGAGUGCAGCAGAAUUUACCUAUGACAUGGUUUCUCCUGGGCCUAGUGUUAAGAUGCACCACCGAGGAUUUCGUAGACGAGGAACUCACCCUGCAGAUUUGAGAGAAGGCAUGACAAGUGCAUUUCAUGUUGUUCGAGAGGGUAUCGGAGAUGCUGCUCGCAUGAUAAUGAAGGUGGCUUCAGAAGAGCAUGAACAUAAGGGAGUUUCAGGAGCUGUUGGUGGAGUUCUUCGACAGCUUCCACCAACUGUGGUAAAACCUGUGAUCCUUGCCACACAAGCUACCUCCAACGUUCUUGGUGGGAUGAGAAACCAGCUGGUGCCAGAUGCUCGUAAAGAAGCUGAAGAAAAGUGGAGGAAAGAUCAGAAAGAAGAACAUGUAAUAAUAUAGAACGUUGUUUAGCUGUGUUUUAGGUAGGUGAAGUCAUCAAACACAUAUCAUUUUCCCUAUAAGCAGUCACUUUGUUUUUUUUACUGUCAAACACUUAUUUAGGUCUACGAAAGCAGACUGAUUAUACAAUUAAAAUAUAUAUAAUACUUGAUCCAUUCAGUAUACAGUCACCCCAUUUCCUGCAUAAAACAAGUUUUAAUAAAUAUUCUUUAACAAUUUACAAAACUUUAACUCUGCAUUAUCAACAUAGCUUUAACUUAUUGUGGAACAGAGGAUUACUAGCAAAAUUAUGAGACAAAUUUCAAUAUAAGAUGAAGUUACUGGACACUCAAUGUUUAAAAGAUCAGUUCGAUUAAAAAGUAUGAAACAUAUACAAAUGGCUUUGCGUUUAGUACACGUUGUAAUUUGUACUAUAAAAUAAUAAAUAUAUAGUUAAUUUCUAUCUGAGUCUGUAAUUUCAUCAUUUUUAAAAUGGUACGUCAUAGUUUUUGAAACAUAUUCCUUAGGUAUCUUGAAAGUGAUUAUUCAAAAUUUAAUUUGAAUUGUAACUAACUAAUACCAUUUUGUUUUUGAUCUUUACUAUACGCCCCAUCUUGUUAAAACAUUAUCCGAUAAGCAGAGACCUUCUUUAUGAGUGGACAUAAAAUGUGUAACGUUUUACACAGCAUUAAGGUUAUUACAUUUUUUUUUUAUUGGAAUAGAAUGGGAGCUUCUUUGGAGAUGUGGUUUUUUAUCACCUGUUGUUUAUGGUUUGGUAAAAUAAAACUGUUGUGUGAAGGGUGCUAAAUGUGAAGUACUGAAGUCAAUUGUAAAUAUCAGAAGUUUGUAUUAUAUAUAUACAUAUAAUAAUCUUUUCAAACCUUAGCUUUUGACAAUGUACAGUUACCUAAAUGGUGAAAGUUUUCUAGAUAUUUUUGUGGUUCCUUACUAUUCUCUUCAUGGUGGAGAAAAAUAAGUGGAAAUUUCCCACGCACCCACCCUUUAUUUGAACCCUACAUGCAUCAAACUAAAUAGCUAGAAGAAUUAGUUUUUUUGAAGUGAUAUGUGAAUGUGACACCUACAUAUAAAAUGUUACUACAUUUCCCAAAUAAUGGUAUAUCUGCCGACUAUUGUUUGAUUAGCUAUGAAAUUGAACUUAACUUUUAAGAACUAGCAGGUGUUUUUAAGAGAAGGCCUUCUUAUUCGAAGAUAACCAUUGUUAGAUGUAUCAUAAAAGUGCACAUUAUUUAUCAAAGCUAUUGAAUAAAUUGAAAAAAAAAAAAAACAUUAUCGCUUUUAUUAAACUUUCAGAAAUAAAAACGAUUUGGCAUAUAAAAAUUAAGAAAUUGGAUACACAAAAAAAAACAUGAAUAUGAAGCCCAAUCUGUCAUUCAGUUCACCCAAAUAUAGGUUCACUGUGGUGAGUUAAAGACAACUCAAACACUGCACAUGUUAUUGAAUAUGCAAACUUUAUUUGAUUCUGCGUUUAUUUUCCUUUUUUUUUGGUAACCUGUACAUUGAAACAGGAUUAUCAUAUUGUAAUAUAUUUUAUAUAAUUAGAACUCAUAUGACACAUAUAACAGCAUAUAUAUGAGGUCUUUGCUCCCUCUGUGUUCAAAGCGAGUCAGCUCUGUUGCUUCAUAAACUAGGAAUAUUAGGUUACAUAUUUCUGUGAGUUACUGCUCAAAAGAGUGUAUCAAGUAAACUUGGUAAUUUCAGUAAUAUAUAUAAA
This is a messenger RNA of Limulus polyphemus (Atlantic horseshoe crab), 5890 nucleotides long. Its product is annotated as autophagy-related protein 2 homolog B-like. The transcript has 29 exons. Gene Ontology annotation, biological process: piecemeal microautophagy of the nucleus; autophagosome assembly; autophagy of mitochondrion. Gene Ontology annotation, molecular function: phosphatidylinositol-3-phosphate binding. NCBI's taxonomy places the organism in Eukaryota, Metazoa, Arthropoda, Merostomata, Xiphosura, Limulidae. The coding region runs from base 58 to 4179 and encodes 1373 amino acids. Gene Ontology annotation, cellular component: phagophore assembly site; extrinsic component of membrane. The record is from RefSeq and is a predicted model, not a curated record.